This is a messenger RNA of Saccharomyces paradoxus, 939 nucleotides long. RefSeq names its product hexaprenyldihydroxybenzoate methyltransferase (gene COQ3). NCBI's taxonomy places the organism in Eukaryota, Fungi, Ascomycota, Saccharomycetes, Saccharomycetales, Saccharomycetaceae. The transcript has a single exon. The coding region runs from base 1 to 939 and encodes 312 amino acids. The record is from RefSeq and is a predicted model, not a curated record. Gene Ontology annotation, biological process: ubiquinone biosynthetic process. Gene Ontology annotation, molecular function: 2-methoxy-6-polyprenyl-1,4-benzoquinol methyltransferase activity.
AUGUUGUUAAGAUCUAGAUUUUUGAAAGCUAUCCAUGUCAGGAAACAAUUGGGAGUUUGUUCAAGAUUUGCAAUCCAGACACAAACGAGAUACAAGAGUACAGAUGCUUCAGAAGAUGAAGUGAAACAUUUCCAGGAGCUAGCCCCUACUUGGUGGGACACAGACGGAUCGCAAAGAAUUUUACACAAAAUGAAUCUAGCGAGGUUAGAUUUUGUGCAGAGAACGCUAAGGAACCAGGUCAAAAUUCAGAAUCCUGAAAUAUUUGUUCCUGGAUUCAAUUACAAGGAGUUUUUACCGGAAUAUGUCUGCGAGAAUAUUCAGCGGGAAAUGCAGGAGAGCAUAGAGACUAGUCUAGAUAAUAGGCCAGAAAUGAGCGUCUUAGACGUCGGAUGCGGUGGCGGAAUCUUGAGUGAAUCGCUUGCGAGACUAAAGUGGGUGAAGAAUGUCCAAGGGAUUGAUCUGACUCGUGAGUGUAUCAUGGUUGCAAAAGAGCAUGCCAAAAAAGAUCCCAUGCUGGAGGGAAAAAUAAAUUAUGAAUGCAAGGCUUUGGAGGAUGUUACUGGACAAUUUGAUAUUAUCACAUGCAUGGAAAUGCUUGAGCACGUGGAUGUACCCAGUGAAAUUUUAAGGCAUUGUUGGGCGAGAUUGAACCCUGACAAGGGAAUACUCUUUUUAAGCACCAUCAACAGAGAUCUCAUCUCGUGGUUUACUACAAUUUUCAUGGGGGAAAACGUCUUGAAGGUUGUCCCGAAGGGAACUCAUCAUUUGAGCAAAUACAUAAACUCGAAAGAAAUCAUCGCCUGGUUCAAUGAUAACUACAGUGGCCAAUUCCGCUUACUGGACCUGAAGGGGACCAUGUAUCUCCCAUUGCAAGGGUGGGUUGAGCACGAUUGUUCCGAUGUCGGUAAUUACUUUAUGGCAAUUCAGAGACUAACCUGA